Messenger RNA from Salvia splendens (bonfire salvia), 828 nucleotides. RefSeq lists its product as uncharacterized. The record is from RefSeq and is a predicted model, not a curated record. The transcript is spliced from 3 exons. NCBI's taxonomy places the organism in Eukaryota, Viridiplantae, Streptophyta, Magnoliopsida, Lamiales, Lamiaceae. Bases 80 to 412 code for a protein of 110 amino acids.
AGCACUCACUAUCUCUCUAUUCACGCACCUUCGUCUCCACCCAUCAAAAACUGAUUAACAAAGAUCUAAUAUCCCUACAAUGGAGGCUGAAGCGUCGACUAAGGAGCGCGUAUCCUCUGCAGAAGCAGUUAUGCUUGGAGCUUUAGCUCCUGGAGUCAACGGUGCGACCUGGAACACGCUAAAGAUGGCGUUUUUUAUGCUGGGCGUCUGCCUCGCUGCUAUGCUGGGAUUAGCUUUUUCAUCCAGAGACUCUUCCUUAAUAUUCCAUGUCGCCUUCCUUGUACUUAUCGCUGCCACUCUUUUCGUGCUUCUUAGCGGCUUUCUAGCGGAGACUGGCCUUGUCUCAGUCGAGCAUCAAAUGCAGGAGAUUGGCUUAGGAAAUAAAGAUGCAGGGAAAAGCAAAAGCAACUGAUUCUUGAUUUAGAUCACUGCAUAAUACAGUUCCGGAUUAGUAAGAUGUUACUAAGAUCAAUGCCAACUUACUUGGAUAAUUACAUCCGAACAGUCUAUAUACACGAGAAGAUGAUUGCCGGGUCUGUGCAGCUUCAGGCAUCCUUAUCCUCCUCCUCCUUCAACUUAUCCCUUUUCGUCUUGAUGAAGCAGAAGCACGGUAAACCUAACAUGAACUUCAUUUCUUCUCAGUUUUUGGAUGACUUGGACUUAUUUUGGAUCACCAUAAUUAUAGAACCUGUUAACUAACCUCAUGUACCACAAUAUACAUUGUGAUUCUUUUCUCUCUUUUUAUGAGUAAAAUAUACAUUGUGAUUCUAUUCGAACAAGAUAAGAAGAUGCUUAAUUAGGUUCUUCUCACUCAAUUUGGACUUAUUA